Messenger RNA from Pantherophis guttatus, 945 nucleotides. The record is from RefSeq and is a predicted model, not a curated record. Lineage: Eukaryota; Metazoa; Chordata; Lepidosauria; Squamata; Colubridae.
GAGGAGCGAUGAGCGUGAUGGCACGUGCGACAAGCUUGUUUAUGGCAUGUUCUGACAGGUCCCAGGCGUGGCCUGUGGUUCACAGCCUGAUAAAAGAGGGCCUCUGCAGAAGGGCGACAAUUCAGCCGCUUAAAGCCUAGGCCUCGUUUAAUAAUAUGGGGCAAGACGAAGGAAAUAAUAAAAAGGUUGUAGACCCUUCUACAUCAUGGCCCGCGGCAAGGCCUAUUCUGAAUGACUGCCACAAAAUAUGUUGUACAAUGUUUGAUGAAGACUUACAGGACUUCAGGCCUAUUUUGUUUGGAUGCCGUCUAUCAUGCUGUAAUGUACGGGAUGUCAUAGAACGUGAAGACGUGAACGAUCACACCAGGUCUUACCUGUCACGAUGGGGAAUGACUAAGAGAUGCUCUUUAUCACCGGUCCAAGGAACAGGCCUGAGUUCUGUACCGGGUUAUAGUCACAACAACAGUGACCCCUUAAUGUUAAACUUAUCAACCGAUGAAGAGUCUGCAGAGGGCCACUUAGAAAGGUCCCAAGGAUAUAAACAUGACAAGAGUCUGGUUUUUUUAAGAAGCAUCUCAAGUGAGGAAGAAUCUACAGAGGAGAGAGGUGAUUGUCAGUGCCCUACGAAGACCAUUACCAACGUGCCUACGGCGGAUGUUAAUAAUGGUAUUAAUGAGGCGGUUCUGAAGCUUACCGAAUACCCCGUUUGUCUACCAGAGGAUGUAAAUAAAGACAUUACAAAUGUAGUUAACAUUGCUAAAGUAUGUGAAUGUGGGCGUGUUGGUUGUAUUUGUGAGGUGACUACAGAAUUUGAAGAUAGUGAUGAUGAUGAUGAUGAUGAUGAUGAUGAUGAUUACUAUAGCUCUACUAGUGAUGAAGGUUAUUAUUCUGCGAGUGAAGAAUGGUAAAGGAUAUGUAAAUUACAAAUAAAAGGCUUGUGCUAAA